UAGCAAUGAAUGCUGAACAGUAGCUUCAUCUUUGGACAGUCUGUCUGAGUCAAAGCUGAGAGGAGAAUACGUGGAAAGUUACACACGUGUUGGAGCCGAAAAAAUUACUUAUUCAUGGCUGAUCAGAUGUUACAGCUGGCUGUUGGUCUGUCUGUGGGUCUGCUGUUGCUGCUGCUGCUGAUUCUGACGGCUUUGUAUCUAUGGAGGAGGAAGAAAGGGCAGAGUCAGUACCAAGAGCUGCUCUCUCCAGUGCCAUCAGUCCCGGCAUGCUCUACUCCGGUGAUCCUGGUGUCUCAGGGCUCCUGGACCAUGCCCAGUGAGAUCCCUUUCACCUUGCCUCCUCGCUUCAUCGCACAAAACCACAGAGAUGUGAAAAAUAAUGAGCAGGACAAGAAAGAGGAGGAGAAUAUGAGGAUGGAGCCCCGGCGGGAGAUACUGGCUCAUCGUGGGUCACUCUCACUGAGGAGCUGGUUCCCAGUGGGGUCGGUUCUGGCCGGUCUCUACUCGGCACCUCCUCUAAACGAGGUGGUGGCUCCCCCUCCCGGGAUGGCCUCCCGCCUCUGCUUCUCUGUGGAAUAUCGACACAGCAGCGAACAGCUCACGGUCUUCUUGCUCCGUCUCAGCAACCUCCCUCCACGUUUCCAUGGCAACAUCAUGCUGGUGGAGCUCAGGCUUCUCCCUGAUGACAGGAGGCCCCGCCAAGCCAAAGCCCGGGGCACGGGUCCAGACCCAGAGUUCACCGACUGCUUCAUUUUCCAGGUGUCAGCAUUGCGUGUGCUUCACAGCACCCUGAGUGUGUGUGCGCUGAGUGUGGAGCAAAAUGGUAAACGCCAUGUGGUGGGCAGGGUGCUGUUUCCUCUGGAGGGGGAGCUCAGUCAGGGCGGGAGGGUCCGCUGGAGAGACCUCGAGACCGAGGAAGACACACAGUGUUCAGAGCUGGGGGAUAUGCAGAUAUCUCUCGGCUACAGUUCGUCUCUGCAGCGCCUUUCAGUGGUGGUUUUGAGGGUUCGAGGCCUACAGCUGAACACAGAAGCAGGUGUGUGUGUCCAGGUGAGCUUACAGAAGCACACUCAGUUGGUGAAGAUAAAGCGCAGCUGUGUGGUGAAAGGUGAAAAUGAGCCCAACUUCAACUAUAGGAUGACCUUUAAACUGCGACCUCAGCACCUGGACGAGGCCUGUCUGAAGUUUGAGCUGCAGGAGCCUAGCAACCUCCCCUCAGAGCCCCCGGUCCCGCUGGGAGUGCUGGUGUUGGGUCCCUUCAUGUACGCCAGGGGUCCUCAGCUGCAGCACUGGCUAGAUAUGGUCAACACGGCACAGGAGCCGGUCAAACUGUGGCACGGACUGCGCAGGCCCACCUAACACCCAAACCACACUCAUAUAAGUAAUUGCCAAGAAUGAGAUAAAAUAAAUCCUAAUUAGUUAUCAGUCAUUUGUUAAAGUUAAGAGAAAUUACUGCAGAAAAGACCAGAAAGUAGGAAAGUUGAAUCAAGCUUUUUGGCUGCAGCUUUGCAACAUUCAAGAGAGUUUGCUAUUUCCCUCUGAGGUUGAUAUGCACCAAAUCAGUACUCAAAGAGAAUGAAUAUUGGACUUAAAUUCAUCAGGCCAACACUAAGACACACCAGCGUUUUUGCUGCCCCCAAGUGGCCAAAAUGUAGAAUUACUCUCAAUAACUGUAUUUUUUUUAAAUGAAAAAUAUAAAGAACGAACUUCAAAUUUACAGGUGAGCUAGUGUAGGAACUAUUGAAUAAGACAGUAAUUUAGAGAGGAAACUAUUAUUUCUAACAUAGACUAUUUUAAGGCCUCUCUACAGCAGACUUUUUUGGCCUGUAAAACAUUUCAAUAUUUGCCCUCUAAUCCUCCAAUUAGUGACCUAAGAGCAACCAAACACAAAAUACAGAUUUUGUAAUAAAAACAUCUCUUCUUUUCACUCAUUAAUCAUAUUUUGACCCCUCUGCUAUAACCUCUGACCCUCCUGAGUGCACUCUGGAGAGACCACUACUGUGUGUG
Molecule: messenger RNA, 2007 nt
Organism: Archocentrus centrarchus (flier cichlid)
Lineage: Eukaryota; Metazoa; Chordata; Actinopteri; Cichliformes; Cichlidae
Gene: syt15
Product: synaptotagmin XV
Exons: 8
Coding region: 115-1359 (414 amino acids)
Biological process (GO): calcium-ion regulated exocytosis
Cellular component (GO): exocytic vesicle; plasma membrane
Molecular function (GO): calcium-dependent phospholipid binding; calcium ion binding; phosphatidylserine binding
Source: RefSeq, a predicted model, not a curated record